CUUGCACAGUGGCGCGGCUGGAAGCAGAGCGGGGUCCCUAGAUUUUCCUUUCGGUUUCUGACGCAGCGAUUCAUUGUAUCGGGAAAUUAAAUUCGAUGGCACUCAUCCAGAGGCUGUCAUGAGCGCCCAGCCCGCCGAUGGUUAAGAUACACCCUCCGCAGGGCAAUGGAUCGCCUUCGGACAGCGCCUACUUGGUGGCCGACACCAUGCGACCGCCGGACUCCGUGCGGCCGAACGCGGCCAAGAGCCCCGAGAGCAACCCGGACUUUGCCACCAUCCGGAUCGUCAGCCGGGUUGUGCUUUUCGUGCUUCGGAAGUGCUGGAUGGUGUGCGGAGUCUCGUUCGUCACCAUAUUCGUCAUCUACUGGUACUGCAGCAGCAUCCUAGCGCUGCUCCUGCUAGUCUUCGCAAUUACAGGGCUGGUGUACCAGGUGGGCGACUGGCUGCUGUACCACCCGGAGCAGCCAGCCCAUUCGCGCCUGUAUGUGCCCUCGCCGAGCAUGCUGGGCCUGCCGGCUGAGAGCCUGCAGCUGAAGACACCCGACGGGGUCACGCUGCAUGCCUGGCUCAUCAAGCAGCCGCCCGAGGUGUUCAGCCAGGCCCCCACCCUGCUUUACCUGCACGGCAAUGCGGGAAACAUUGGGCACAGGCUGCCGAAUGUAGGUGGCCUCUUCCACCGCUGUGGAUGCAACAUUCUGCUGCUCGAGUACCGAGGCUACGGUCGCAGCGAGGGCACUCCCAGCGAGGAAGGGCUGUACCUGGAUGCACAGGCAGGCCUGGAGUUCCUGCUCUCGCACCCAGGGCUGGACCAGACGCGGCUGCUGGUGUUUGGUCGCUCGCUGGGGGGAGCCGUGGCACUGGACCUGGCCUCACGUCCUGACCAGGCCCAGCACCUGCUGGGUGUCAUUGUGGAGAACACCUUCUCCUCCAUCCCCGAGAUGGCACGCGUGCUCUUUGGGUGGCGUCUGCUGCGAUGGCUGCCUGACUUCUGCUACAAGAACCAGUUCCGGUCCAUUGACAAGGUUCCUAAGGUGACGGUGCCCAUACUGUUUGUGUGUGGCCUGUCAGAUGCCCUGAUCCCACCUUCAAUGACACAGCGGCUUUAUCAGAGCUGCUCUAGUCCAAUGAAACGGCUGGUGACGUUUGAGUCUGGCACGCACAAUGAGACAUGGGAGUGCCGCGGUUACUACCAGAGCCUCUCGCUCUUCAUCAAUGAUCUGGUUGCCAACAGCCAUCUGCAACGAGGUGCCUCAGAGUGGCCUGUGGGCCACACAUGCAUUCACGUGCCAGCUGAUGUCAUCUAAAGUUACACCGCUCGAUCUCUGCACAUUUGCAUUGGAAAUCUGUUCAAGAAUAUGCCUUGCCUGCUUCAUGGUUGCCAAUAAAGUGCACUUUUACUUGCAUUUUUGCUCAA
Messenger RNA from Dermacentor silvarum, 1414 nucleotides. RefSeq names its product protein ABHD13-like (gene Bem46). Bases 138 to 1304 code for a protein of 388 amino acids. The transcript is spliced from 8 exons. Gene Ontology annotation, molecular function: palmitoyl-(protein) hydrolase activity. The record is from RefSeq and is a predicted model, not a curated record. Lineage: Eukaryota; Metazoa; Arthropoda; Arachnida; Ixodida; Ixodidae. Gene Ontology annotation, cellular component: membrane.